Aspergillus ibericus CBS 121593 is the source of this 1097-nucleotide messenger RNA. RefSeq names its product sterol desaturase family protein. Gene Ontology annotation, molecular function: C-4 methylsterol oxidase activity; iron ion binding. The transcript has 5 exons. Gene Ontology annotation, biological process: ergosterol biosynthetic process. The record is from RefSeq and is a predicted model, not a curated record. The coding region runs from base 159 to 1097 and encodes 312 amino acids. Lineage: Eukaryota; Fungi; Ascomycota; Eurotiomycetes; Eurotiales; Aspergillaceae.
AAUUGCCUCAUUGGCCAUAUGCCAAUUGCAUUGCGACUAGCCAAAUAUCUUACAGCUUCCUUGCUUGUGCAUUUCCACAGCCCUGAUAGCCAGGCUUUACUUGAAGGAUACCUGAGAUAAUAAAGGAAGACCCAAGGGCCGGUUUACAUCCCAGGAUAAUGAAUUCCACCUUGCUUUCGGGGCCAGAGACGUACUGGGGCCAAUUCGAAGAAAUUUCCAAGUAUAAUACCCACUUAAAUGUGGUCGAAAGACUAUGGACAGCAUGGUAUGCGUGGAUGCAAAAUGAUGUUCUUGCAACUGGAAUCAUGUCCUUUGUAAUGCAUGAAAUUGUUUACUUCGGGCGUUCCCUUCCCUGGAUCUUUAUAGACAGUCUGGGUUUAUUCAAGAACUACAAGAUUCAGAGCAACAAGGUACCAUCCCUACGAGAGCAAUGGGAUUGCGCAAAAUUCGUUCUUCUCAGUCACUUCACUGUGGAACUGCCUCAAAUCUGGCUAUUCCACCCAAUGGCUCAGUUCUUUGGCCUUUCAACCUCGGUCCCCUUUCCUUCUUUGUGGACCAUGGCCUAUCAGAUCGCCAUAUUUUUCGUCUUGGAGGACACGUGGCAUUAUUUUUCCCACCGUGCUCUUCACUGGGGGCCUCUGUAUAAAGCCAUUCACAAGAUUCACCACCAAUACUCUGCACCUUUCGGUAUGGCGGCUGAAUAUGCUUCCCCUAUUGAAGUGAUGAUCCUCGGAUUCGGUACUGUUGGCUGUCCCAUUCUAUGGUGUGCAGUGACCGGGGAUCUACAUAUUUUCACGAUGUACAUUUGGAUUGUCUUGCGACUUUUCCAGGCUAUUGAUGCCCACAGUGGUUAUGAGUUCCCCUGGAGUCUGCAUCAUUUCCUCCCAUUCUGGGCUGGAGCAGACCACCAUGAUCUUCACCACGAGAAGUUUGUAGGAAAUUAUUCCAGCAGCUUCAGGUGGUGGGAUUACGUUUUGGACACCGAAUAUUCUCCAGAGGCCAUCAAGCGGAGAAGGGAGAACAAAGCUAUGAGGGAAACUAAGAAAGCUCAGCCUUAUCUUAUCAGCAUUGGCCCGACUGAUGUCUUGGCCCUAUAA